Molecule: messenger RNA, 552 nt
Organism: Spirodela intermedia
Lineage: Eukaryota; Viridiplantae; Streptophyta; Magnoliopsida; Alismatales; Araceae
Source: the annotation of a GenBank genome assembly
AUGCUAGUACAUGAACUAGCACAGUCCCUUGGCCAUUACUGUCGAGGCUCCAACAUCAUCAUCAAAUUAGACAUGGAGAAGGCCUUUGAUAGGAUAGAGUGGAGUUUCCUCAUUAAGGUUCUUAGAUGCUUUGGGUUCACCGAGGACCUCAUUAACUUAGUCGAUGCAUGUGUUAGGGAGAAUCAUUUCUCUUUAUUGGUGAACGGUAGCUCCACACCAUUCUUCACGGCCAUGAGAGGUUCACGACAAGGUGAUCCACUAUCACCCACCCUCUUCAUCUUGGUCGAAGAAGUCCUCAGUCGAUCCCUCACCCGAGCGAUCAAUCAAGGACUUAUCCGACCAUACUACUCGAAGAGGGGUUGUCCAAUCAUCUCACACUCCCUCUUUGCUGAUGAUGCGAUACUCUUCCUCAAUGGAUGUGAGACAUCCAUUAGAGGGCUCAUAAGUAUUAUCUCAAGGUAUGAACGAGCUGUAGGUCAACUCUUAAAUGCCUCGAAGAGUAGCUUCAUGGUAGGCCCUUCUACCCCCAUAGGGACCAUACGAUGCAUCUAG